GGAAAUUGGCAAUUUAUGGAAAGCUAUUCCAACCAAUUGAAGAUAUUAUUACCGAGAAGCUUAUUCCUGCACUGACGGACAGAAGUCAUUGUUUCAUUGAAGAAAGAAAGUUGCUGUCGCUGCCAAAAAGAUAUGCAGGUCUGAAUAUCGUAAAUCCAGUCGAAGAAGCUAAUCUUCAACUUGAUGCAUCUAGAAAGAUCACUGAGCCCUUGAAGAAAAUGAUAAUCGAACAAUCAGAUUCGUACAGAAAACCAGAUUUGUGUGAAGUCAAAGCGAAGCUACGUCAACAGAAAGCAAAUCAGCAUGCGAGAAAGGCCAAAAUUAUCAGAGAAAGUUGA
Paramuricea clavata is the source of this 338-nucleotide messenger RNA. Lineage: Eukaryota; Metazoa; Cnidaria; Anthozoa; Malacalcyonacea; Plexauridae. The record is from the annotation of a GenBank genome assembly.